AUGUAUUCGUCGAAUGAUGAUGCUCUUCUUGAUAUUUCGAUUUUACCUAAAGAUAUUUUUGAACGCGUCGAUUGUGAAUUUUAUGAUGCCGUUAAAUCAGUAGCAGGUGAUUCGUUGGUUAAAAUUUUGAAAAUGCAAUUAAUUAAUUCUGCUGGAAAAUUGUUAAAUACUCCUGAUGUAUUUGCAUUUCUUAAUUUUGAUUCAGAAGAGACCGGUGCUCUUAAACUUGAAUCAUGUUUUAAAUCUAAAACUGGACAAUUGGUUGUGAAGCCAGAUAUUCAAAGUAGUUCUUCAUAUCUUAUAAAGUUAUUGAAGAAAUCAUUAAAACAAAAACAGGAAUCAACAUCAAAAGAAAACAAUGACAAUUAUCAAAAUUAUAUAACUGAUGAAUUUCUUGAUAAUCAUCCACUGUUAAGAUCACUUAUUAAAAGAUAUAGUGAACCAAUUAAAAAUUUUGCAGUAUGUUUAUAUGUUUUAGGUGGCAAACAGGCUUAUGAAUUUAUUCGUUUGAAUCUUUAUGGAUCUAUUCCUAAUGUAGCAACCCUUGGUGAUUUAAUUAAAAAUUCAGACACCGCAUUUAAUACCACUGGUGUAAUCCGUAAAGUUAAAUAUGAUUCUAAACCAAAUUCCUUCGUCGGAUUUGCUACACCAAUUGAUCAUGGUGUUCCAUUAUCACAAUUUUAUCGAGCUGAUACAUUUAAUGAUUUAAAAACAAUUUAUGAUACAAAUGAAAUAGCACCGUUAUUGAAUGUGCAUAUGUUGCAAACUAUACCAACUGAAGAUGAUGCACCAUGCAUUCCUGGGCCAUUGUUGUUAUCUGCGUAUGGUGUUGACAAUAAAAUUACUGCAACCAAUGUUUUGAAUCGAUGGAUGUAUAUUUUUCAACAUUGUUUCGAAAAAAACGUUCGUAUCAUAUGUUUUUCCACAGAUGCCGACAGAAGAUAUGCAAGCGCUAUGCAACUUGCAAGUGGUUUUUUUGCAUCAUUGUCAAAUUUACAAUUAGAUAUGCAUCAACAUGCAUUUCGAAUAGAUCUACCAAAACAUUGGACGUGA
This is a messenger RNA of Rotaria sp. Silwood2, 1053 nucleotides long. Lineage: Eukaryota; Metazoa; Rotifera; Eurotatoria; Philodinida; Philodinidae. The record is from the annotation of a GenBank genome assembly.